Molecule: messenger RNA, 1038 nt
Organism: Colletotrichum aenigma
Lineage: Eukaryota; Fungi; Ascomycota; Sordariomycetes; Glomerellales; Glomerellaceae
Gene: htyE
Product: 2-oxoglutarate-dependent dioxygenase htyE
Exons: 2
Coding region: 1-1038 (345 amino acids)
Molecular function (GO): dioxygenase activity
Source: RefSeq, a predicted model, not a curated record
AUGCCAGAAACAUCCAACGGCGCCGCGUGCGAUUCGCAAGCGGAGCACCCGAGCAUUCCCCUCGUCGAUCUGGACGGUCUCAGAAGCGCGCAAGCGCAAACAGCGCGGCAGGCGGGCAAAGCGCUAGUCGACGCAUUCAAGACUUUCGGCUUCGCGUAUGUCAGAAAUCAUGGGCUGCCGCAGGACACCGUGGACGCCGCGUUCCAGUGGAGCGCCAAGUUCUUCUCGUUGCCCCAGGCAGAGAAGGAAAAAGCACCGCAUCCCCCAGAGGGAUGGUGGCACCGGGGGUACUCGGGCUUAGGCCGAGAAAAGGUCACGCAAAUGGUGUUUGACGCCGACGAAAUCAGCGAGCGUCGCAAGAUCCCCGACUUCAAGGAAUCAUACGAGAUUGGCCGCGAGGAUGAUGAUCAUCUCCCCAACAUUUGGAUUCCCGACGAGUUGCUACCCGGCUUUCGGGCGUUUUUCAACAGCUUCUACGAGGACUGUUACCAGCUGGAACUCCACCUGCUCCGGGGAAUGGCGCUGGGAAUGGGAUUAGACGAGGCCUUUUUCCAGGGGUACCACGUGAACAAGGACAACCAGAUUCGGCUCCUCCAUUAUCCACCGGCCGAGGAAAAGUUGCUUCGCGCGGGAAAGGUCGAGCGGUUGGGUGCGCACACUGAUUUUGGGUCCAUGACAUUGCUCUUCCAGGACGAGGUUGGAGGGCUGGAGGUAGAAGAUCCUAACGAAGCGGGACAUUUCGUCCCAGUGCCGUAUAUACCUAGGACGAUCGUCGUCAACAUUGGCGACUUCAUGCAGCGGUGGAGCAACGACACGCUCAGGUCGACGAUGCAUCGUGUCCGGGCGCCGCCGCUGGAAACGGAUGUGAGCGGCAGUCGAGUCACACGGGCGCGUUAUUCCAUCCCGUACUUCAUCGGCGCCGACUCAGAAAAGACUGUUGAUUGCGUUCCUGGCUGUUUUGGGCCCGAGCGACCCAAGAAGUAUGACCCGAUCAACAGCCGGGAGUACAUCGAGAUGCGCCUGAAUGCAACGUACUGA